Molecule: messenger RNA, 3168 nt
Organism: Electrophorus electricus (electric eel)
Lineage: Eukaryota; Metazoa; Chordata; Actinopteri; Gymnotiformes; Gymnotidae
Cellular component (GO): cytoplasm
Molecular function (GO): kinase activity; pseudouridylate synthase activity; hydrolase activity, acting on glycosyl bonds
Source: RefSeq, a predicted model, not a curated record
UCGUGCAGUUUCAUUUUUUGUUACGCUUUUCAUUUGUUUCUGUUGGCCGUGAACAUUUGGUAGCCAAAUUAUAAAACGAGACACGCCAGUCUUGAGUCACGUUACAUUGCUUUGGAAUGAAUGUGCUGUGGAAACUGUCGACUCCUCUGUGGCGCCAUAUUUCAACGUCCUCCAGCAGGCUCAAAAAAUGUGAGCGCUUGUUUAAAGUCCACUCCUCUGUGGCUGAGGCGCUUGCCGGACAACAGCCCGUGGUAGCACUGGAGAGCACCAUCAUCACCCAUGGCAUGCCUUACCCACGCAACCUGAGCACGGCAAAAGAGGUAGAGGCCAUGGUGAGGGCUGAGGGAGUGACUCCAGCCACAGUGGCAGUCCUGGAAGGCAUGGUUCAUGUUGGUUUAUCAGAGGAUGAGCUGGACUUCCUGGCAUGCAGUAAAACAGCCCUCAAGGUGUCCAGGAGAGACUUGCCCUAUGUCAUCAGCAAGGGUUUGUCUGGAGGUACUACUGUCUCAGGAACAAUGAUCGCAGCCCACAGAGCUGGGAUUCCUGUUUUUGUGACAGGAGGGAUUGGUGGAGUACACAGAGAUGGAGAGAACUCCCUGGAUGUGAGUGCAGAUCUCUCUGAACUAGGACGCACUCCCAUUGCUGUAGUGUCCGCUGGAGUGAAGUCCAUCCUGGACAUCGGCCGCACCCUGGAGUUCUUGGAAACUCAGGGGGUCUGUGUAGCUACUUAUGGGGAGACCAAGAGUUUCCCAGCCUUCUUCUCUCGUGAAAGUGGGUUCACAGCUCCUUACAAUGUUCUCAAUGCUGAAGAGGCAGCUGACCUUAUUGUGGGCAUGCUCUCCCUGGGCCUGCAGAGUGGGCUCCUGCUGGCUGUGCCCAUUCCUGUGAAGCAUGCUGCUGUUGGACAGCAGAUAGAGGGUGCUAUACAGAUAGCUGUGGCUGAGGCCAGACAGAAAGGAAUCACAGGAAAAUAUGUGACUCCCUUCAUCCUACAAAGAGUCAGUGAGCUCACUGAGGGACAGUCACUCCAAGCCAACAUUGCUCUCAUUCAUAAUAAUGCUAAGGUGGGCAGUCAAAUAGCUCGUGCCCUUUCUGAGCGCUUGCAGAAAACAGAGUACCGAGCCCAAGGAGGCAGUCAGAUCCAUGAGGAGAAAAACCAGGGCUCACAAUCGAGAACUGUUGUCAUCGGUGGUGUUAAUGUUGACUUCAUUGCUAAAGGAACAAAAAAGAAGUUUUUGUAUGGACAGACAAAUCCAGGAAGUGUGUUCCAGUCAUUUGGGGGAGUAGGUAGGAAUGUUGCAGACUGUCUGAGUAGGCUGGGUCACAAACCUCUGUUCAUCUCAGCCAUUGGAACAGACUCUCAUAGUGAUGCUGUGCUCAACUACUGUAAGCAUAUGGACACUCGAGCAGUUAGGAGACUGCAGGGUCUGAGAACUGCCACCUACUGUGCUGUGAUCACAGAAAGUGGGGAAUUGAACCUCGGUCUGGGAGACAUGGACAUCCACUCACAGAUUAAAGAGCAGUAUGUUUCCCAGUAUGAGGAGCACCUGUCCUCGGCAUCUCUCCUGGUUCUUGAUGGCAAUAUUCCUGUUUCUACCAUUGAUUAUGUAUGCAGCCUUGCCAAGAAACAUUCUAUCCCAGUAUGGUAUGAGCCCACUGAUGCUGAUAAGGCCUGUAAGCCCUUUGUGUCAGAAAGCUGGAAGGCUCUUACUUACACUUCACCCAACUUGGCAGAGCUUUGUACCAUGAACCAGACUCUCCUUCUCCCUACACCAAAAGUCCUACCAAGCUCUCUUGAGGACGUUCUUGGCAGUGCUGCAGCUCUUUCUCGCCCCCUGCUGGAGCAUCUGUGCUGCGUGAUGGUGACACUGGGCGCCCUGGGAGUGUUGGUUUGUGGAGAGCAUGACUCUGGAACAGUCAAUUUACAACCUCAAAAGCAUAAUCGGAAGGGAAGACUGUGUGCUAUGUACUACCCCGCUCUUAUGGUACGUUCUGAAGAGACAGUAAAUGUCUCUGGAGCUGGAGACAGGUCUGUCCCCCUUAACCUUCUACUUUUUGGGAAAAUGAUUAUUCCUCUCUUUUGUCCUUGUACCCAGGCCUGCUCCAGGCCUACUCACUUUCUGUCUGUCUCUCAAUCUCUCUGUACUUUUCAGUCUCGUUAUGUCUCUCUCUGUCUGUCUCUGUCUCAGCCUCGCAGGUGGAGUGAUGGCAGGGAUCCUGCAGGAACAGGAUACAGACACCUGUGUGCACAUGGGCCUUCUGGCAGCACGCCUCUCCUUGUUCUCCCCUCACCCCAUCGCUCCAUGUCUGACUGCGGACAUCAUCCGCCCAGACCGAGCUCAUGCUUGGCCAUGGCCCAAGCCAACUUGCAUAUGGAUGGAGUCCUGAUAGGCUGGGUAAUGAUGUGGAAGCCAGGGUUAGGUUAUGAUCAUAAUUGUCCCAAAAAGGGCAAACCAUAUAAUAACUUUCUGUCCCCAUAAUGGUUUCAGUCUCAGUUAAUUACAAGAGUGAUCAGAUAGAAGGGGUAGUUGUGCGUUUGCUUUAAUCAGAGCAAUUUGUUUUAAAAACAAAGCCAUGUUUAACAAAAGGCAACCCAAAUACAGAUUUCUUCUAUGUAAGGGGGAACUGUAUGGGGCAGACUUAUGAGUGCUUUUAGUACACUGUGCCAUUUCUUCACACACGUUCUGGUGGCCAUAAUCAGAUCCUAAGGGAACACUGCUUUUUAAAGCCCACCUCAUUCCUCAUAUACAACUGUCAAGGUUCAUGCAGUUGAAUUUACAGUAUUGUACUGCUUCUGGGUUUGGCUGGCUGCCGUGCUGAGCAGAUCUGAUUCUGUGGCACUGAACAAGGUGUUACAUUAACUGGGUGCUCAUCGUUUUACAGCUAUAUUAAUUUUAAUUUUCAUUGUUCAUUUCUAGAACAUACAAAGUUUAGGAGACUUGUGUGCAUUAGAUUCUAUAGCAUAACAGGAUGGUUUUUUUUUUAUUACUUUAGUUUGUAGGACUAAUUCCAUAUUAGAUUUCAUUACCUGCUAUAUUAUUUCUGUCAAUUAAUAUAGUGUUUCAUAGUCCUGGUCAUGGAGGAUGUCUGUCCUGCAAUUUUCUUUUUUUUCCCUUGCUAUAACCUACAAUUCUUCUAUUCAAUGACCAGGACUGACAAAUGCGGACU